This is a messenger RNA of Papaver somniferum (opium poppy), 1943 nucleotides long. Its product is annotated as V-type proton ATPase subunit a1-like. The transcript is spliced from 13 exons. The coding region runs from base 1 to 1479 and encodes 492 amino acids. Lineage: Eukaryota; Viridiplantae; Streptophyta; Magnoliopsida; Ranunculales; Papaveraceae. Gene Ontology annotation, cellular component: proton-transporting V-type ATPase, V0 domain; vacuolar proton-transporting V-type ATPase complex. The record is from RefSeq and is a predicted model, not a curated record. Gene Ontology annotation, biological process: vacuolar acidification; proton transmembrane transport. Gene Ontology annotation, molecular function: ATPase binding; proton-transporting ATPase activity, rotational mechanism.
AUGUACUUUUCCUGUAAGCAGUUCAACAGAUACAUACUCGAAUUCGUUUCUUGUCUGCAGGUUGAGAAAGCUGUGUUUGUGGUUUUCUUCUCUGGGGAGAAGAUAAAAACUAGUAUCGUGAUCAUUUGUGAAGCAUUUGGUGCAAAUCGCUACCCUGUUCCUGAGGACAUUACCAAACAGAGGCAACUAACUCUAGAAGUUUUAUCACGUCUUUCUGACCUAGAAGCCACCCUGGAUGCUGGGAAAAGGCAGCAGAAUAAUGCUCUCAUGGAAAUUGAGCUACCCUUGCAGAAGUGGAUGUAUUUGGUUAGAAAGGAGAAAGCGGUGUGUGAUACUUUGAAUAUGCUUAAUUUUGAUGUUACCAAAAAAUUUCUUCUUGGAGAGGGCUGGUGCCCAAUAUUUGCAAAACCCCAGAUUCAAAAUGCACUGGAACGGGCACCAAAUGACAUCAACUCACAGAUGGGGAUAAUUUUUCAUGUGAAGGACACUAUGGAGUCACCACCUACACAUUUUAGAACGAACCGCUUCACGGGUGCAUUUCAGGAAAUCGUCGAUGCAUAUGGUAUUGCUAGAUACCAGGAAGCAAAUCCUACAGUUUAUACUGUUAUUACAUUUCCGUUUCUGUUCGCUGUCAUGUUUGGAGACUGGGGUCAUGGAAUAUGCUUGUUAUUGGGAGCACUAAUACUAAUAGCUUUCGAAAGAAAGAUUGGUUCGCAGAAACUUGGCAGUUUUAUGGAGAUGGCUUUUGGCGGCCGCUACGUAAUUCUUCUAAUGGCCUUGUUUUCUAUAUAUUGUGGGUUGAUAUACAAUGAGUUCUUUUCUGUUCCCUUCCACAUUUUUGGUGAGACUGCUUACAGAUGCCGAGAUUCUACAUGCAGUGAUUCGCAUACUAGUGGUCUACUCAAAUUCCGUGGUCCAUACCCAUUUGGCGUGGACCCCAGCUGGCGUGGAAGUCGAACUGAGCUACCUUUCCUAAACUCCCUCAAGAUGAAGAUGUCAAUUCUUUUAGGUGUAACUCAAAUGAAUCUAGGAAUCUUAUUAAGUUACUUGAAUGCAAAGUUCUAUGGCAGUUCAAUAGAUAUAUGGUGUCAAUUUGUACCACAGGUGAUCUUUCUUAACAGUCUCUUUGGGUACCUUGCACUUCUCAUUGUUAUCAAGUGGUGCACAGGUUCUCAAGCUGACCUUUAUCAUGUGAUGAUUUACAUGUUUUUGAGUCCAACUGAGGAUCUUGGCGAAAAUCAGCUGUUUCGUGGCCAGAAAAUCUUGCAGAUUAUAUGGUUAAUUUUGGCUAUUGCUGCUGUUCCUUGGAUGCUCUUACCAAAGCCCUUCAUCUUGAAAAACGUCAUUCAAAGAGGUAUCAAGGUCAUAGAUAUGGGAUCUUUGUCUCUUCUGAAAGAGAUCUCGCUAAAGCUGACUCCACAAAAGCAGAUCAACAUCAUCAGGAUUUUAAUUUUAGUGAGGUCUUUGUGCAUCAGAUGAUACAGUCGAUUGAGUUUGCUUUAGGUGCUGUUUCAAAUACCGCGUCAUACCUACGGCUUUGGGCUCUGAGUUUGGCUCACUCAGAGUUGUCAACUAUCUUCUACCAGAAAUUACUUCUUCUUGCUUGGGGGUCUGAAAAAAUUGGCAUCCGCAUAGCUGGACUUGUAGCUUUCCCUUUUGCCACUGUCUCCAUAUUGCUAGUGAUGGAAACUCUAAGUGCCUUUCUCCACGCCUUGCGUCUCCAUUGGGUUGAAUUCAUGAAUUAAUUCUACCGCGGAGAGGGUUACAAGUUCCAACCAUUUUCCUUUGCCUCCUUGGACGAAAACGAAGACUGAACUACUUGCAAGAUUUAGCAGUGUCGAUUGAGGUUAUGGUGGUCGAUGUGUUUUUGAGCUUGAUUAAUCUUUUGUUUAAAAACUAUGUAAAUAUUAUCACAGCUUAGGAAGUAGGUAUUCCCUUUCCUA